CACUUUUCAAGCCAUUGCUGAGAUGGGCUUCCCUUAAUUUGCAUGAUCCCAGAGGAAAGUCAGUUUUGCUGAUGCCUUCAUGCUGAAAUAUCAUCAGCUUUCUUUCUUCAGAAGGACUAAAUCAAACUAAAAGUGUCAGUGGCACAUCUUCAAGCUCCAUGGAGGCAAGGCAACGAUCGCUAGAAGAUGCAUGUAAAAGGAGAUUACACAAAAUUAGAGUCAAGGCAAUUGAGAAGCCCUUCCAACUGGUCUCAUUACAAGAAAGAGGAGCAAAAUACAGGCUUCAUCCAUUGAAAUUAAUCCUGUUUUUCAUUCUACUAGGCACUCUUCUGAAAAUUAUCUUCUCUCCAGCUGUUUGUAUUGGUGACAGUAUACCACAAGCAGUUUCUCGGUGGAUAUGGGGUGGAGUGGAUCCUCGUUAUAUAUCACAUGUUGAUGUUAAUUGGGAUGAAGUCUCCAAAGUUGUGAAGAAGAUGCCAGAUAACAAUAACAUUCAACGAGUUGGCCUUCUCAAUUUCAAUAGAAGUGAAGUUAGUCAAUGGAAACAGUUUAUUCCUUAUGCCAAUCACACAAUCCUGAGGCUAGACUUUGCUGAUAGUAAUAUUACCUGGGAAUCCUUGUUUCCUGAGUGGAUUGAUGAAGAACAAGAAGAUGAACUUCCCAGUUGCCCUUCUUUACCGAAGAUCAAAGUGCCUGAAAAGCGGCUUGAUCUUAUUGCUGUUAAGCUUCCUUGCAAAAAUGAUGGUAAUUGGUCAAGAGAUGUUGCUAGGCUACAUUUGCAGCUAGAAGCUGCCAAUUUAGCUGCUGCUUCCAAAGGCAAUUACCCUGUUAACUUGCUGUUUGUUACCCAAUGUUUUCCAAUACCAAAUCUAUUUCCUUGCAAGGAGCUUGUUGCACGGGAAGGUAAUGCAUGGUUGUACAAGCCAAACUUGAAUGUAAUCAGAGAAAAACUUCAGCUCCCAAUCGGAUCUUGUGAUCUUGCUCUACCUCAUGGCAAUUAUGAACGAGACAAUGCAGUCAAAAAGCCCCGAGAAGCUUAUGCUACAAUCCUUCAUUCAGCUCAUGUCUAUGUUUGUGGAGCAAUUGCUGCAGCACAAAGUAUUCGCAUGGCAGGGUCUACCAGGGAUCUUGUUAUACUUGUUGAUGACACCAUUAGCGAGUACCACAGAAGUGGACUUGAAGUUGCAGGAUGGAAAAUCCGAACAAUACAGAGAAUAAGAAAUCCCAAAGCUGAGAAAGAUGCGUACAAUGAAUGGAACUAUAGCAAGUUCAGACUAUGGCAACUGACAGACUUUGAUAAGAUCAUAUUCAUUGAUGCUGAUCUUCUCAUACUUAGGAACAUUGAUUUCCUAUUCAAAAUGCCACAGAUCUCAGCAACAGGCAACAAUGGCACACUUUUCAACUCUGGAGUUAUGGUGAUAGAGCCAUCAAACUGCACAUUCCAUCUGUUGAUGGAACAUAUAAAUGAGAUUGAAUCAUAUAAUGGCGGAGACCAGGGCUACUUGAACGAAAUAUUUACGUGGUGGCACCGGAUUCCAAAGCACAUGAACUUCUUGAAACAUUUUUGGAUUGGUGAUGAGGAAGCAGUGAAACAGAAGAAAAUUCGUCUAUUUGGAGCUGAGCCACCAAUUCUUUAUGUCCUUCACUAUUUAGGAUAUAAACCAUGGUUGUGCUACCGCGACUAUGAUUGCAACUGGAAUGUUGACAUAUUACAAGAGUUCGCGACUGAUGUUGGUCACAGAAGCUGGUGGAAAGUGCACGAUGCAAUGCCAGAGCGAUUGCAGGACUUCUGUCUAUUGAGUUCAAGACAGAAAGCACAGUUGGAGUGGGACAGAAGACAAGCUGAAAAAGCAAAUUAUACAGAUGGUCAUUGGAAAUUGAGAAUCGAAGAUCCUCGUUCUAAGAAGUGCAUUGACAGGUUAUGCAACUGGAAGAGCAUGUUGCGCCACUGGGGGGAGAAGAAUUGGACAUAUGAUCCGCAUUUCUACCCUACACCACCAUCCAUUACCACAGCAUCUCUUUCCAGUUAGUGAUAAUACAAUUUUACAUCCUUCAAACCGUUCAUAAAUUUUUUCCACUACAAUAAGAUGCUACAAGUUACCUUUUUUUUUUUCAAUCAGUUUUUGGUUCUUGUCUUUUCAAUGUCCAAUCUGGGAGUAUGCAAUAGCUAUUCUUCUUCAAUUGCAGCUCCUAUUCAUUGUCCAACAAUUUAGGAAGGGAAUUAGUCAUUUUUCCCUCACAA
Coffea eugenioides is the source of this 2242-nucleotide messenger RNA. Its product is annotated as UDP-glucuronate:xylan alpha-glucuronosyltransferase 1-like. The coding region runs from base 159 to 2030 and encodes 623 amino acids. Gene Ontology annotation, molecular function: glycosyltransferase activity. The record is from RefSeq and is a predicted model, not a curated record. NCBI's taxonomy places the organism in Eukaryota, Viridiplantae, Streptophyta, Magnoliopsida, Gentianales, Rubiaceae. The transcript is spliced from 5 exons. Gene Ontology annotation, biological process: xylan biosynthetic process.